CAGAUUGAACCGUAGAGAAAGCUGCAAGCAACCCUUGGAUAUGUAGCUUAAUACUCUGGACUGCAUGACUGAAGCUUUGCUGAAAUCGUCUUCAGUGAAGGCACAACCUGGCUGCACUGUUCUGUUCUCAUAAAUAUUUUACAUUUUGUGUGGUGGUUUUGUUUGUUCUUCUCAGUGAAAUAAGUGUAUGCUGUUUCGAGAGCUGCCUUGCAAAUAAUUUCUCUUCCGUCUGUGUAGUAUGUCAGAAGACUAACCCAGAAAGCUAUUCUGUAAUUGAAUCAACGGCUACUUUUCCCCGGAUAGGCCUAGAUACAAUAAGGUUUGACCGAUUGAGACUCGCAGACGCUCGUGUUCUGGUGAGGAUCAGCUCAAAGGAUAUCCAAAACUUAUUACUGUUCCAAUGGAUUCCUUAAAAGGGGCGUAACAUACGCAAGAAGAACCAGACCUUGCCUGCAGAUCUUUCUCAAAGGACGAUUUCGUUACUAUAAAGUUGACUGGCUUCUGGAACUCGCGGAUUUGUUAGAUUAGCACAAUUCAUUUUCAUCUGUUUGCGUAUGUCCAUGUGCAUGUUUUCAACACAUUUUGAAUAGAAAAACGCGUUUCCACUUAUUUGAACAACAGGCCUAUGCCAUUGGGAAAUACUGUUAGAUUUCUUUGUAUACUUUUUUUACAGGGUUGGAACCGUUGCUAUGAAGGUAAUGCAGUCUAACACCGUUCUAGAGAUACCAUGUGUCGCCUGAUACCUGGGCUCUAACUUCAUUUCAGUGGAUUUUGCUUGUGGGUUGUCUCAACCCGAACAUUGAAAAUGUAUUUUGCGUGAAUUGUUGUUGGAUUUUAUAGCUCUAUAAUGGCAAACGAGAAUCCAUAUGACAGUCGCGUCAUUGUCGAAAAUUACAUCUAUGAUAAACUGUUGAAGAAUGGAUUUGUUUGGGAAUUUCAAACAGAGAACCAAUCUCGAAAUAACGUCUUUGAGGAUCCCUCUCCCCCCAACUCCCCCGAACUUUUUGCACGGAGGCUCCAACCUCCCGCCGCUGGCGAGGACAACGACCCUCCGUUCGCAAAUAGGAUCCCGCAACCGGACCCGCACGCCCGGCUCCACAGAGUCCUCCGCGAUGCCGGGAACGAGAUCGAAAGAAUGUAUCAGCGGGACUUUGCAGAGAUGUCGGGGCAGUUGCAUAUUACGCCCAGCACGGCACAUGGACGAUUUACCGCAGUAAUAGACGAACUGUUCAGCGACGGUGUAAACUGGGGUCGGAUUGUGGCUUUCCUUGAGUUUGGAGGGACAAUGUGCGUGGAGAGCGUCAACCGGGAGAUGACGCCCCAGGUGAACAACAUCGUCCAUUGGAUGACGGAGUACCUGAAUGGACCCCUGCAAAACUGGAUCCAGGAGAAUGGUGGAUGGGAUGCUUUCGUGGAGAUCUAUGGGCAGAAGAGGGGCUCUCUCUUCCAUUCAUGGCCUUUCCUCAAGACCGUGUUUAGCUUGGCCGCCCUGGGGGCAGCUGGAGUCACCAUUGGAGCCAUGUUCACCCAGAAGUGAUGAGCCUGUACCUCUGCCGUGACUACAGGAUUUCGUCUCUCGCUCCUUGUUCUUUCUUUUUUCAUCACGUACCAUUGAAAGCACUUCACAGCUCAGCACUGCCCAUUACCAACCUGUCGGCUGGUUUUAUUCCAGAGUUCCUGGCUCCUCAAAGCAAAUUGCACCUAUAUGUUACUAUCCAACUGCUGUGACAAAGAAAAAUAAUAACUUUACACAUGUGAAAAGCGUGGAAUGGUACAGAUUUUUUUUUUUUCGAAAAGGUGCAGCCUCAUAUAUUCAUAGGCACUUACAGAAGGAUUCAACUACGCAUGUAUACUAGUCAUCAAUGAACAAGAAGAAUCCUUGGAAAGACUGCAUACUCCUUUUUUGAUCAUUUACAAACAUGGAUAUAUACACACACCAACAAAAUAUUGCGGGCAAACAUAUUUACAAACGUAAACCAAAAAACCAAAUUGUGCAUGAUUUUGUGGUACACUGACAGAAAAGUUUUAGAAGGAAAAAAAAAAGAAAAAAAACAAUUGUAGCAAACACAGAGCUUCCCGUCACCAGCAUGUGUGGUGAAAGCAAUUUUUUUUUUGCCUGAUUAAACUAAUGCAUGCAUGAUCAAGCAUUUUUUGCUGAAAUACCGGUUGUGACAGAGACUGGGUCAUGCUCACCAGACCCGGAAAUGGAAGAAAACGUCCUAAAACAGAUUUCAACCGGGAGGAACUUUCUAAACAUCACAGAGAAAUACUCACGGCCCCCUCAGCUUGAAGGACAGAUUGUUGAAUCGCCUUCGUCCAUUUUUUCUGUACGUGCGCAUUCACUUAAACCGGACGUCUCAGACAUUACUGGCUGCAUGUUGACAUGAUCCCUCUUGCCGUAGAGAUCGGGAUUAUUUCUUUUGAAAAGUAGUGCUAAUUGGUUGAAGAAGCGAGCUAGCCGUUUGUGGAAGUUUGUUAAACACACACAGUUUCUCAGUUGGAAGGGGCCGCCAUCAUGUGUGGUGGACGACAUUCUUACUAUUGACUUGUUUUGGUUUUCGUUGUGUUGCAAUGUUGGAUACUGUUUGGUCUACUGAACGUGGCCAGGUGUUUUUUGGUAAGGGAGGGAAGUUUGGGUUGAGGCUCACUGUUCACAAACCCUCAAAGGAAGUUCAAUCAAACCAAGCAGAUGUUGAGAAUUCCCUAUUAAAGUGCUUGUGUCUGAUU
Molecule: messenger RNA, 2727 nt
Organism: Esox lucius (northern pike)
Lineage: Eukaryota; Metazoa; Chordata; Actinopteri; Esociformes; Esocidae
Gene: bcl2a
Product: BCL2 apoptosis regulator a
Exons: 2
Coding region: 848-1537 (229 amino acids)
Biological process (GO): intrinsic apoptotic signaling pathway in response to DNA damage; negative regulation of intrinsic apoptotic signaling pathway; extrinsic apoptotic signaling pathway in absence of ligand
Cellular component (GO): mitochondrial outer membrane
Molecular function (GO): protein heterodimerization activity; protein homodimerization activity
Source: RefSeq, a predicted model, not a curated record